This is a messenger RNA of Cajanus cajan (pigeon pea), 1812 nucleotides long. RefSeq names its product UDP-glucosyl transferase 73CC6. Gene Ontology annotation, molecular function: UDP-glucosyltransferase activity. Lineage: Eukaryota; Viridiplantae; Streptophyta; Magnoliopsida; Fabales; Fabaceae. The record is from RefSeq and is a predicted model, not a curated record.
ACUUUUGUGGUUAUAGAUUAGUGGUUAGUGGUUACGGUUACUUGCACAGAAAACGACAAUUGAUCAACAAUGUUUGGCUUAGUCAAACUUGCUUAGAAGUUGAAGUAUAAAGAGAGAGUGAUGGAGGAAAAGGUAGGUUAAUUAAGGGGAAGAGUGUUAGUGUUGGGCCAUAAUGGAGGCGGAAGCUGAACGGCCGCUUAAACUUUACUUCAUUCCAUACCUGGCAGCCGGUCACAUGAUUCCUCUUUGCGACAUAGCGCAAUUCUUCGCCUCACGUGGUCAGCACGUGACCAUCAUCACCACCCCUUUCAACGCCCAAACCCUACACCAGUCCAAAAACUUUCAUGUCCAGACCUUCCAAUUCCCUUCCCAAGAAGUGGGCCUCCCGGAAGGAGUGGAAAACUUGUCCACUGCCACCGACCUCCAAACAUCCAACAGGAUAUACAUGGCCACCACACUGCUCCGCCAACCCAUGGAGAGUUUCGUGGAGCAGCACCCACCCGAUUGCAUCGUCGCCGAUUUUCUAUACCCCUGGGUCCAUGACUUAGCACUCAAGCUUCGCAUCCCCAGGCUCGUUUUCAACGGAUUCUCCCUCUUCACCAUUUGCGCCAUGGAGGCCGUCAAAACGCACGGCAUCGGCGCCUCCCUUCCUUUUCUCAUUCCUGAUUUCCCUCAUCACGUCACCAUGAACGCAGCCCCACCCGAGGACGUUCGCCGAUUCAUAGAAUCCCUGCUCACGGUGGCGCUCAAGAGCGACGGUUUCAUCAUCAACAAUUUCGCCGAGCUUGACGGAGAAGAGUACCUCCGCCACUACGAGAGAACGACGGGCCACAAGGCGUGGCACCUUGGCCCAGCGUCGCUCGUUCGCAGUACUUGUCUGGAGAAAGCAGAGAGGGGGCUGAAGAGCGUGGUGAGCGUGGAGGAGUGCGUGAGUUGGCUGGACUCGAAGCGAGUGAACUCGGUGGUGUACAUAUGCUUUGGGAGCAUAUGCUAUUUCCCGGAUAAACAGCUUUACGAGAUUGCAAGCGCUAUAGAAGCAUCGGGUCAUGAAUUCAUAUGGGUGGUUCCGGAGAAGAAGGGGAAGGAGAAUGAAAGCGAGGAAGAGAAGGAGAAUUGGUUGCCCAAGGGGUUUGAAGAGAGGGGAAUGAUCAUUAAGGGGUGGGCCCCACAGGUGGUGAUACUGGGGCAUCCCUCUGUUGGUGCUUUUCUGACGCACUGUGGCUGGAACUCCACGGUGGAGGCUGUAACUGCGGGGGUUCCCAUGAUUACGUGGCCAGUGCACAGCGAUCAGUUCUACAACGAGAAGCUGAUAACUAGGGUGCGGGGGAUUGGGGUGGAGGUGGGUGCAGAGGAGUGGACCUUCUGUGGUUUCUACGAGUGUGGAAAGGUGGUGGGCAGAGAUCGCAUAGAGGAGGCUGUGAGGAGGGUGAUGGACGGUGGUGAUGAGGCUCAGCAAAUCAGACGCCGAGCAAAGGAGUUUGCGGAAACGGCUAGGCAAGCUGUUGGAGAGGGUGGUUCAUCGUACAACAAUUUAACGGCUCUCAUUCAUCAUCUUAAAACACUCACAUUGUAAGCCACUCCAUCCUCCACAUGCUUAAUUAGAUAACAAGUCAAACGUCAUAGAUACACUACACUCCCUCUUGGAUUUGAUCAGACAUACAUGUCACUCUAAUUAUUAUCUUAUCUUUUGUUUAUGGGGAUUGCUACCGUAACCCUGAUAAAUGAGGGGUUUUGGUACUGUAUCUGAUGUGUAUGUACACAUCAUUUAAAUGUCAUGUCAGCUUUUUAAAUAAAAAUUAUUUUGUAUUUAAA